Molecule: messenger RNA, 821 nt
Organism: Notechis scutatus (mainland tiger snake)
Lineage: Eukaryota; Metazoa; Chordata; Lepidosauria; Squamata; Elapidae
Source: RefSeq, a predicted model, not a curated record
AUGCAUGGGGGGAAACCCUCUGAGCAGAGUUCCCCUCAGAGGAACCAGGAAGGAUUGUCUACAUGCUCCAAGUGCGGGAAAUCCUUUACUUACUGGUCCCUCCUUUUGAUCCACCGGAAGCUGCACACGGGGAGUGGAUCCCACCUGUGUUUUCUUUGUGGAAGCUCCUUUCCUGGAGUCUGGAGCUUUGACAAACAUCUCCGGAGCCACCCUGGAGUGAAGCCUUACAAAUGCGGAGGGUGCAGGGAGCGUUUUGCUAAAGGCUCGGACCUUGGAGCCCAUCAGCGAAUCCACCAGGGAAGAAAGAGAUCUCAGGAAUGCCGGAAGUGGAGGAAAAGAUUGUGGUUAUGUCAGAAAUCAGAGCUUCACACACGAGAGAAACAUUACAAGUGCGGCCAAUGCGAGAAGACCUUCCCUCAGAAGUCGCAGCUUUGGCUCCACCAGAAAGUUCACCAGGAAAUAAAGUCUUACAAUGCGUGUGGGGGUGAAAUUGCCCCGCGAUCCUCUCUUCGGAGUCACAAGAAAAGAAACCGAAGGGAGAAAAAUGAAGAGUGUCCAGAAUGCGGGAAAUGUUUUUGCACCAAGGCCUCCCUGAUACGACAUCAGAGAAUCCACUCUGGCAACAGACCCUAUCAAUGCUCGGACUGUGAGAAAGAAUUUGUGUAUUUUUCGGACUUUUGCAAGCACCAGGAACGGCACAGAGGAAAGAAACACUAUAAAUGUGAGGAGUGUGGGGAAAGCUUUUCUGGCAAGUCCUAUCUUCGUUCACACCAGGAUGGCCACACAGGGGGGAAACCCUACAAGUGCACAGAGUGUGGGAA